UUUUUGUUUGACGUCUUCCUCCUACUUCCUCUCUCUGCGCCUCUUGCCUCAAUACUCAAUUCACAAUUCUGAACCUCAAACAGUGCAGUGCCGUCAAACACACGUUCUACUAGACUAGAAUCUAGAUCUAGAUCUAGGGCUGAACUAAAACUUUCGAGUUUCGUGUCUGUUGAACUAGAUCUAGAAAUUUAGAUCUAGAUUCUAUUGAAACUGGGUGGUAUUGACAGAGAUAAUGAUGGAGUAGAUCUACUACUACACUACGACGUGAUGUAACUUCGAAUUUUGUCUCCACUCCACCGUUUGUAUUGUUGGAAGAAUGGCUCAAAGAUUGAAGUUAUGGUUCGCGGACCAAGUUGCACGCAAUUUGAGGCUUCCUCAGAAGGGACCAGUUGGCUGGUUCACUGUGAGGGCGAUGGUGAAAAAAAAUAGCUUCUUAGAAAAGAAUGCAGUGAUCCUAUGCGACAUGAAACCAGAUCACAAUGUUCUGGAGAUAGGAUUUGGUCCCGGUGUUGGCCUCGAGUCUGCAUACAAUGUAGUGAAAGGUGGCUCCGGCAAAGUCUAUGGUAUCGACACUUCCUUCUUCAUGGUGGACACAGCAAAACGAAGACUUACUCAGGCCGUGAAGGACAAGAAAGUGAUGCUGUUUCACGGAAGUGCCACGCACAUCCCUCUCAACACUGACUCUGUUCACCGUGUAUUUCACUGUAAUUGUUACUAUUUCUGGCCCAAUAUGCGGUCAGUGAUGAGAGAAAUCUACCGGGUCAUGCGGCCUGGAAGUGUCAUGGUCACCACACUCAAUCUGAACUCGCUGCAAAUGACACAGAAAAAAGGCUUUCUUCAGUAUGGUCGUCCAGAUCCAGUGAAGUAUAUGACUUGUUUGGAAAAUUUUGGGUUUGAAAAUGUUCAUCUGGAAUAUCGCAAAGAUCCUGGCACAGGGGAUCCGUUUCAAGUGAUCUUUGCAGAAAUAAAAGAGAAGCCGGCACAUGACAAGGCCAUGCUGAGUGAUGAUGAGGACGAUGAGCUGGAGAGGGAAGAAAUGCUGAAGGAUGACAAAGUGUGUCUGAAGAACCUCACAGAUAAGCAGAUGGUGUCUUGACACAGGACCGCGCGUCAUGUUCUUCUGUGAAAGUUGAAAGUGUUUUUGUACUUCUGGGUGAAAUUCUUACGUGUGGAAAGAAGUGAUAAAAUGUCCAGAAAAUUUGGUGUACAUUUAGAAUGCGAUUUUUGUGUUCAUGUAGUUCAGAUGGCUUUUUUUUUUUUCCUUCAGAAUUUGUCUUCACAACAGUGCUGUAUUGUAUAACAUGCAAGAGUCCUAUGGUCAUGUAUAUAUAUUGAAUAAAUGUUGAUUUUUCUGAUAGCAUAGUGCAGUAUUGCAAAGCAUGCAAUUGUUUGGAAUGAGUGUCAUGUCUUAGGGCCUAGUCAAAAAGAAAGCAAGCUUUAUCUUCUGCUGUGUGAGCGCAUGCAUUCAGUGAUUAUUCUGGUCUCUGGACUGGUUUAGCUGUGGGCCAAGUUCUGGUUAUGCAAAAUUACCCUGCACCUGGGCUCGUGAGAGCGCUGGUGCUUUUGAUUUGUCAGUCGUGACUUCGUGACUAAUGGUAAUGGUAGUGCCUUGUGGUGGUGGGGAGGACACUGGCACAACAGAGCAGACAGACAUUUCAUAACUAACUGUUGUUUCACAAAAGAUGGUGAGCAGGGCAGGAGGAAUAUGAAACGAAUGAAAAGUUUCCUGCAAAUGCUGAAUGCUGCUUUUCUGAAUACUAGAUUUGUUUCCGUUUGCUAUAGUUCAUCUGUAGAUGGCUUACCCAUUUGUUGUAACGUUUUUGUAGCUUUGAAGAAAAUUGAAUCAAUGUAUUUUGUGCCAUUCGUCGUCCAAUACCAUUACCAGGCAAAGUUCUUGUAGCAGGGUGGCCAGGGAAGUCGGAAAUUUUUGUUUAAGUCGGAUUUUUGUCGGAAAAAUUUUGUUCCAACGGAAAUGGUUGGAUAAACGUCGGCAGUAAAAGGAAAUUUGAGGAAAUCUGUAAGUUGCCUCUGGAUAGACCCGGGAAAAUACAUAAACGUUCUUGAAUAUUUGAAAACCAAAUCCGAUAACGUCCCUAAGUUCAUUUUGUCGGUCGCGAUCAUUCAGCUUUUCCUGGUCUGAGAGUACGUUUCAUGCGAAGAGGCGGCUAUGGUGGCCAGCGGAAGUGUACGAGUGAUGCCGAGGCUCGAUCGGGAAAAGCUAGAUCUACUUUCGCUUUCACUACCUCCCUGAAAUUUGCCGGUAAAAGUCUGAUAACACAACAUUGUUGUAACAUUAGUUUGUGCAUUACAAAGGCUGUGUCGCUAUGAAAAUAAAUCAAUGUUUGUCACUUGUGUAAAAAGAAAAGAAAGUUAUACAAGCGUCUUGUCGGGCUCGCCGUCGUGACCGGUCACUGAACUUGCACGUUUGUAUGUCACACACAUGUUGAUAGGGCAUCAAGUGAGUACCGCGAAUGUUAGGGUCACUAAAGUUCAUUUUAAGUCUGAGCUUUGCGAAGUAUAGGACUCCGGGAUGGCAAAAUUAUUAAUUUUUUUUAAAAGAUACACUCGGGUGGGGUGGGGUGGGGGGGUGUUAAAGGCAACACCAGGGGAAAAAACUAAACUUGGUUACAAAUUUUAGCAUUUAGAAUUUUGAUUGCAACGAGAGCUUUCUGCAUAGCGCGUGUUGUGCAGGACUUGUGUGGAAUCUGGAUCCGUCAUACUUUGUCAGCUGUGUUAUUGAACUAAAGGGUUGGCGUGUCAUUGCAUGGGUAAUAGUCGUUUGACCAUGGAAAAACUCAGCAAGAUAGUCUUUGGAGAGUAGAAGACUGACGGCACUUGGCAUUCUGAAACCCAGACUAGAAACAGACUUAUUUUUCUUAUGAUUUUUGUGACUAUAUAUGUGUAGACUAUAAUUAGAGAGAGAGAUCUAGACUAGAUCCAGCAUCAUGGGAAAGUGCUACUUCAUCAACACUGAGUGAUUGUCCAACCCUAAGUAUUCAGAAUGAUUGGUAGAGUAUCCAAAUGAUAAAAGCAAGUUUAGAUUUAAAAAAUUUGUUCCCAAGUAUUUGUCAUUGGUCAUUCAGGUGUAAAAGCUUUGAACACUCACAUGGUGCCUCAAAAACACAUGAAAGCCCAAACCAGCCAGUGUGGUGCCAAAUCUAUUCUUAAGGUUACCAAGAACAGAACAAGUGUUGUGAGAGAUACUGAAAGGAGCACCAACAGUAAUAUAAUAGUGAUCAACUAGAGCAAUUAUUGACACGGGUCUUCUCAUUCAUGAGAUGUUUUCAGGCUGAAAAAUAGCUGAGAUUUCAGUCUAGUUGCUCAAAACGUGGCUACCCUGGAACAUUAAUUGGGAUUGCCCCAGUGAUGUUGUUGGCUAUCCUAAGAUGUGUACGAAAUAGCUCCUUCUACAUGAUUUUCUUUGACGAGAGCUGUGACACUGACAAUGGCAAGAAACAGCUUGACUUAUAGUGGUAGGAUUUUUUUUUUUGGUGUGGUAGGAUUUUUAGGAAGAAAAUUUCCCUGGCCACCCUGUGUAGGUUAUCCGCAGGUCACCACAUGCCUCAACUUUGAGUGUGUCCCAGAUUCUCCAUGGGAUUCUCAAUACAGGGUGAUUUUGCUGACCACUCAAUAUAGGUGGUAUUUGUAGUCAAUGCCAAUAAUUUUUUGUGCGUCUCAUGAUGAAGAAAAUAAUUGUCAAUUAAUACAACAAGACGAGGUUGAUGUCUGUCUGUGAUAAAGAAGAAUGGUAAUGGGAUUAUACAGUUCUUCAUGGGAAGGGAAUGAUUUUUUCAAUGGUUUCAGUAGUCCUGUAUUUUUUUGUACAGUAUCUUUUAAGAUAUUUUAAGGGGAAAAAGUAUUGCCCCUGUUUUCAUGUACAGAAAUGAAUAAAAUUUCAGAAUGAAUAAAACAA
Molecule: messenger RNA, 3913 nt
Organism: Aplysia californica (California sea hare)
Lineage: Eukaryota; Metazoa; Mollusca; Gastropoda; Aplysiida; Aplysiidae
Exons: 5
Coding region: 317-1096 (259 amino acids)
Biological process (GO): sterol biosynthetic process
Cellular component (GO): endoplasmic reticulum
Molecular function (GO): sterol 24-C-methyltransferase activity
Source: RefSeq, a predicted model, not a curated record